Messenger RNA from Cyphellophora europaea CBS 101466, 1983 nucleotides. RefSeq lists its product as uncharacterized. The coding region runs from base 1 to 1983 and encodes 660 amino acids. NCBI's taxonomy places the organism in Eukaryota, Fungi, Ascomycota, Eurotiomycetes, Chaetothyriales, Cyphellophoraceae. Gene Ontology annotation, cellular component: peroxisome. Gene Ontology annotation, biological process: fatty acid beta-oxidation using acyl-CoA oxidase; lipid homeostasis. The record is from RefSeq and is a predicted model, not a curated record. Gene Ontology annotation, molecular function: FAD binding; fatty acid binding; acyl-CoA oxidase activity. The transcript has a single exon.
AUGAGUACCGACUCACAGGUCCGGAACAUACCGAAGACGGUAAAAGAAGGCCCCUUUGGUGUCUUUCUAUGGGGUGGCCAGGAGAAGUUCGACCGCCGACGAGAUGUCUUCCAGGAGCUUUCCACGAACCCCAUGUUCGCCAAAGACACUGGUGCCCACACCAGUCUCGCUCGGAAAGAUGCCUGGACCAAAGGCGCACUGCAGUCGCGUGAGCUCAUCACCAUCAAGCUGCGUAAGAAUUGGCCCCAUCGCCACUUCAUGGACGCCAUUCGCAUGACGGAUUGGUUCCUGCCUGUCCAGCCCCAAUUUCGCAUUUUCAUGUCAAACCUGGAGCGGCAGAUGACCGACGAACAGAAGCGGAUAUGGAUACCAAAGGCGGAGAAUUUCGAAAUCUUUGGCUCGUACCCGCAGACGGAGCUGGGGCAUGGAUCGAAUGUUAGUGGCAUUGAGACGACUGCUACUUUCGAUCCAUUGACUGACGAGUUUCUCAUCAAUUCACCCACAAUCAGCAGUACAAAGUAUUGGAUAGGUGGAUCUGGAAUAUGGGCGACGCACGGCAUUGUGGUUGCGAGGUUGAUCAUUCGAGGUCAGGAUCACGGUAACCACCUGUUUCUCACACAGCUGCGGGAUCUCAAGACACAACAACUCAUGCCUGGAGUUGAGAUCUACGAGAUGGGCCCAAAAGCGUUUCAGGGCAUGCUGGGUGCUGACACUGGUGCUCUCCGAUUCCAUCACGUGCGCAUACCGCGGGAACAAAUGUUGAUGCGGAACGCUCAGGUUGAGCGGGACGGGACUUACAUCAAGCCGAAGAAUACAAAGCAUUCAUACGGCUCUAUGGUCACUGUAAGAGCACUGAUGGCAGAAAUUACAGGCCAUGAUCUACUGAGAGCCGCUGUGACUGCUUAUCACUACACCACCUUCCGCAAGCAGUUCAAGCGCGACCGGGUCAAUGAUAAGAACGAGACAACUGUCUUCAACUAUGCUAGCGUCCGCCAUCGCCUGCUACCUCUCCUAGCACAAGGCAUCGCGCUCGUGCUGGUAGGCCAGAACAUCAAUCAAGCAUACCAGGAAUACACUCAGCAGAUGCUCAAAGGCGACACGUCCGACCUUGAAGACCUACAUCUACAAACCGUUGGUGCCAAAGUCUACUCGACCGAGAUUACGGGCAAAGGCGUCGAGACAUGCCGCAUCGCCUGCGGCGGACACGGCUACAGCGGUCUGUCCGGCUUCGGCAGGAUGUACGCGCACGCUAUCAAUGCUGUGACAUACGAAGGCGACAACUACGUGAUUGGACAGCAGGUCCCUCGCGCCAUCCUCAAGCACUACAAGAACAAGACGGAGGCUUCUCUUCCCAGCAUCUCCUACCUGUCAGUACUCCGAAGCGAGAAGCCGCGGCAGCCACCUGCAGACCUCACGAAUGCCACCUCGUGGACGAGUCGGGGCGUGCAGCAGUGGGCGCUGGAGCAGCGCCUGGUGAGCAUGGUGAGGCAGCACAUGGAAGACACCAACGCGAAUGUCGACACGAGCUACACCACGCAUGCGCUGACAAUGGCGCACUCGGACUUCGCAUACUGGCGCGGUCUAUGGAAGGUGGUCGACGCAAUCUCGCACGAAUCCUUUGUGGAGCACAUGAAGGCGCUGGCGCACGUCUUCUCGCUCUCGAUCAUCUACAACCCGCACCACCCGUCGCUCAGCCAGCACCUGCCGUUGGCGCCGAACCAAUUGGCGGCCCUACGCAAGGCGUACAGCGAAGUGCUCGCUGAUCUAGGCGACAACCACGUGGCAGCCAUCAUCGACGCCUACGGCCUGACCGAGUACGAGAUGGACUCGGCCUUGGCGCGGGCGGACCAGACGCCCUACGAAGCACUGCUUGAGGGCGCGAAGCGCAGCGAGAUGAGCGGCGAGAAGAUGAGCCACCUGUGGCCCAUGAUGGUGGAUACGCGACAGAUUUGGAAGCGCGAAAAGGCCAAGGCGAAGCUAUGA